AUGGCGGACGCAAAGAUCCAAGACUUGUUGAACAAGCCUCGUAUGGAGCUCACCGAGUACGAAAUCUCCGUCCUUGAAGAGCACGAGUUCACCUCCGGCCCACUCUCUAUCCUACAGACCGCCGUCCGCUCGCACACCCAAGUCCUGAUAUCUUGCCGCAACAACCGGAAACUGUUGGCGAGGGUGAAGGCAUUUGAUAGGCAUUGCAAUAUGGUGUUGGAAAAUGUGAAGGAGAUGUGGACAGAGACGCCUAGGAUAUCAGGGGGAAAGAAGGGCAGGCCAGUCAACAAGGACAGGUUCAUAAGCAAGAUGUUCCUGAGGGGAGAUUCGGUAAUUCUGGUGUUAUUAAGUUGA
Molecule: messenger RNA, 354 nt
Organism: Letharia columbiana
Lineage: Eukaryota; Fungi; Ascomycota; Lecanoromycetes; Lecanorales; Parmeliaceae
Exons: 4
Coding region: 1-354 (117 amino acids)
Biological process (GO): spliceosomal snRNP assembly; RNA splicing
Cellular component (GO): precatalytic spliceosome; U4/U6 x U5 tri-snRNP complex; U5 snRNP
Molecular function (GO): RNA binding
Source: RefSeq, a predicted model, not a curated record